Molecule: messenger RNA, 1975 nt
Organism: Chenopodium quinoa (quinoa)
Lineage: Eukaryota; Viridiplantae; Streptophyta; Magnoliopsida; Caryophyllales; Amaranthaceae
Exons: 5
Coding region: 151-1533 (460 amino acids)
Biological process (GO): translation
Cellular component (GO): ribosome
Molecular function (GO): structural constituent of ribosome
Source: RefSeq, a predicted model, not a curated record
ACACAAGCCCACCUGAAUCGAAAUGCACCCAACUUCAACUUACCACUUUUAUUUAGCUUCUUCAAUGGCUUCCAAUUUCUAAGGUUAACCCUUCAUUCUUCUCCAAAAUCUCAGGGUUUAUUCCUGCUACUACUACUCAAGCAUUCAUCAAUGGCGUCUUUAGCUCUUCAUCUUAAAUCCCACCACCAUAAACCCUCUCAAUUCCUCCUCAAAUCCACUUCAUCUAAUCUCACUUUCUCUCUCCUCUUUUCUUCAUCUUCUUCCUCCGACAACAACAACAAUGGCGGCGGUAAUCCCCCCGACAAGCCGCACCCCUUUUCAUCUUACUUUGAUGGUAUCAAAUCCAAGUUAAAACACCAUGAACAACAGCGAGAACAAGAACAGCAAUCUUUGGGUUUUAAGUAUUCGAAUAUUGGGGCAAAUCCUCAAGGUUCUUUGAAUCCCAAAAAUGCUGCUUCAUUUGAUGAAAUCAAGAAGAAUUUGUCGGAGUUUCGCCGUCGAUCGACGGUUCCGCCGCUGGGUUUCGAGCAGCAGCAGAAGCAGACGAUGUUUCAGACCGGAAAUGCUGGAAACCCUAAUGAUAAUGCUGGGAAAAAUAGGGGGAAUUUAUCGUUUGAUUCAAUUAGAGAGAGUUUGCGAAAAAUGAAGGGGACAGUUGGAGUAGAUGGGAGUAAUACGAGUGCUAAGAUGUCGUUGAAUAACUAUAAGCAAAGCCUUAAAUUGCAGCCGAUAAUGUCCGGAAGUGGCGGCGGAAGCGGCGGAGUUGGUGGUUUUGGAAAGGUGAUUGGUGGGUCGAGUGAGAAUUUGCCAAUGGAGGUGUUUGGGAAGGAGAUGAAGGAGAAGGAGAUGAAUUCAGGGGAAGCUGGGGAUGAAAAAGGCGACCACGAGUCGGGUUUCGAGUUAUAUAAGAUGUACACUCAUGAUGAGUUGGGGAAUAAGCUGAGGGAGCUGAGGCCUGAGGUGAAGGGGAAGAACAAGGAUGGAGAGGAGGAGAGUUGGUUUUCGAUUUCGGAGUUGGGUGAGAGGUUGAAGAAGCUUAAGAAGGAUGAGGAGGCGGCCGAGAAGCAGAGUCCAACUUAUUUUAGAGAGUUGAGGGAGAGUCUUUCGUCUCUCCACAAUAGUAGCAAGGAUAAUAGGCUCAAGAAUGCUCCCAUCCAGAGUUUGGGUUUGUUGUCUCCAUCUAAUUUCACGGAGUAUCCUCCUCAAGAGCAUUUAGUUGAAAAGUAUUUCCAUCCAGAUAACAUGUCUGCCGAGGAGAAAUUAAAGCUUGAGUUGAAAAAAGUGCGGGAUGAGUUUAAAAUGCAUGAGUCAGAUUGUGGAUCAACACGUGUUCAAAUUGCACAACUUACAACAGAAAUACUUCACUUGUCUGCUGUUUUGCACAAGAAGGAUAAGCAUUCUCGUCGAGGAUUGCAAGCAAAGGUGCAGCAAAGGAAGAAGUUGUUGAAAUAUCUGAGGAGAACUGACUGGGAGUCCUAUUGUUUUGUUCUUUCAAAACUUGGCCUUCGUGACAAUCCUGAUUACAAGAAUUAAGAAUGUAUACACAACUUAGUUUUCAUUGCGGUAAUGAAUAGUUUGCCUCUAAUUUUCCUGCUUUUGUAUUCAGUUCAAGAAGUCCUUUUUUGAUUUAUCAAAGAUUCAAAGGUGCUAAUGGUAGCUGAGAUUAGAAAUAUUAAUGCAUCCUUCCAUUCUGUCUUAAUUUGUAUACAGUGCACAAGGUGAUUCAAAGCUUGCAUAUAAUAAAGCUGAGUGUAGCAUUAUCAGGCCGACGAAAGUUAGAUUUUUUGGGGGAGAAAUUCCCUUUUGUAAACGUCAAGGAAAUAGCACUUGAUUUGACUACUUUAUCUUGCAUUAUCAUCAAGGAAAGGGGAUGUAAUGCAGUUAUUUUUCACUAGGAUGGUUACUUCAUCUUACAUUAUGUCUCUUCAGUGUUGGAGAAUAGCUUCUCUCAAUUUUGGAAGGUUGAUGAUAACAA